Mangifera indica (mango) is the source of this 1041-nucleotide messenger RNA. RefSeq names its product putative fasciclin-like arabinogalactan protein 20. The transcript has a single exon. The record is from RefSeq and is a predicted model, not a curated record. Lineage: Eukaryota; Viridiplantae; Streptophyta; Magnoliopsida; Sapindales; Anacardiaceae. Bases 1 to 1041 code for a protein of 346 amino acids.
AUGGCAAAUUCCCUUUUCUUCUUUCUCAUUAUUUUCUCAUUUUCUAACGUUGCUUUUGCAUCUGAUACAGCUUUAUCCAACGCGCUGGACAUUCUCGCAAACUCUGGCUUUCUCUCCAUGGCACUUACCCUUCAAAUUACCUCCAAGACCCUCGAUCUUGAUUCUAAAAUCAUAACCAUUUUCGCUCCAUCCGAUCUUGCUUUCGUUCAGUCAGGUCGGUUGUCUCUUCUCCAGCUUCAAUAUCACAUAUCACCACUACAACUCUAUCGAAAUACUCUCAAGAGUCUUCCUUUUGGCACAAGAAUCCCCACGCUGUUGUCAAAUCACUCACUGAUCGUCACUACUUCAGAUUUCAAUGCACCGUGUUCGAUUAAUGGUAUCUUUAUCGACGAAUCUCCUCUUUAUGAUGAAGGGCCUUUGGUUAUAUAUGGGAUGAAUGCGUUCUUUGAUACUUCAUUUCAUUUUACUACUAGCACUUCUUUUUCAGCACAUGAGCCGAGUCCUCCUCCAACUACUAUAGUUAAUAAUUUUUCCUCUCAGAGUGAACUUAAACAGUAUGGUUUUGAAGUUGCUGAGUUUGGCAAGGCAUCUAAUUGGCUAAGGUUAAGAGGGUAUACAACAAUGGCGACAUUUCUUGGCCUUCAAUUGUCAGGGUUUAGAGAUCAUACAAGAUUGACAAUCUUUGCGCCACCUGAUGAAGCAAUGGAAGCAUAUGUGACAAACAUUACUGACUAUUUGUUGAUUUUUCGGCAGCAUAUCGUUCCAAGAUUGCUUAGUUGGAAGGAUAUGGGUAGACUUUCUAAUGGGACAAUUUUGCAAACGUUUUCAGAAGGGUUUGUGAUUAAUCUGACUUGGUCUGGUGAUGUCCUUGUGCUUAAUGGUGCUCCAGUUAUAGUCCUUCCGGAUAUGUAUACAAGCAAUUGGCUUGUAGUACAUGGCCUCAAUCGGUUGCUCAUGCCACCUGUGAAUCAGAAGAUAAUUGGAGAAUCUUUCUCUGAACUUUUUGCAGAAGAUGACAAUGAUCAGCCAGAGUAUAAAUGA